Molecule: messenger RNA, 3098 nt
Organism: Aedes aegypti (yellow fever mosquito)
Lineage: Eukaryota; Metazoa; Arthropoda; Insecta; Diptera; Culicidae
Product: glycerol-3-phosphate acyltransferase 1, mitochondrial-like
Cellular component (GO): mitochondrial membrane
Source: RefSeq, a predicted model, not a curated record
GCUGCUCAUCGCAGAUUUUCAGUCGCAUUUCGCGGGUCGCCAUGUUCGGAUCGGAAGUGGAUUGAUUCUUGGCCCUUGGUCAGUUUGUCGUGCAAAGUUGUUCAUAGGUCGGUGAUAAGGCGCGCUUCGGUACUUCGGUCCGGACGAUCGGUCAGUCAGUGGUGAAAUUUUGAACCGGUGCCAAAAGUGAUCGUCAUUCGGCGGCGGUGGCGUGAUCAUCUAUAUCUGCUGGGUCGCAGACUCGGGGGAUCCGAAAAUAAAAAGGGGUCAAGCAACCCCACACCCCGUUCAAAGCGAAGGUUUCCGGUGCAAGUGUGUGGCGUCGAAUUUCCCUUUCGGUUUCGCGCAUGAAUGAUUUGGGUACGACACGAAGGGUACCCCCAAUUGCAUUGACGAGAGAAGACCUCGGCUGGUGUGUGAAGAAAAUUGGCUGUGGUGAACAGCGAAGUGAGUGUGGUGAAUUCAGAAAAGCUCUCUUGCGUUGAUCGACGUCGUCGUCGUCGGGAAAAUCUUCCGCUGAAGAAGGGUAUGAUUGUACCGAAGAAAAAAGCCGACGCUUGAUAUCUCUGGAUUGUGUGUGAACAGGUGUUUUCAUUGAUUCUACACGAGAAGACGCCGAGUACAAAGUUUCAAAAUGAUCGGCAUCGUGGAGGUGUUACUAUUCCUCUGCGUAGUUGGAUACUUCUUCAACAAGAGCAGAGGCACAGACAUGGUGGACAUAAUAUCCAACCGUGUGCAGGAGGCAUACGGCUCGUUCCGGCUGCCGGGCAUGUUCGGCACGACCCAAGCGGUGGAGGCCGGAGGUUUCUCCACCUAUACCAUGCUCAAACGCUUCGGCGAGCAGAAGAAGCGCAAACGGCAGAUCGACAAAGAAAACGAUCGCAAGCUGCGAGAAGACAGUUUGUACCAUAUGAAGAACUCGCCCACGCCACACAUCUCGCUGGACAGCAAAGCGAUGCCCGGUAUGGCGUGCCGAUUCUGUUCGCCGGCAGAAAGUCAACCUCAGCUGGAUCAGGUGGACCGCCGGAGGACUGCCAUCGACAUUCUGCGGGUCACAUCGCACGCUGGACGGCGAACGAACAGUUCCCCUACGGAUUGGGGCGUCUGGUGUCCCCAUUUGGCGCAGGCCGCCCGGGUGAAGAAGUAUGACUAUCCACAGGUGGCCGGCGCAGUGCUGGGCGAGGAACGGGUUCAACAGGCGCUGGAAACGGCCGCCAAGGAGUCGGUCAACGAGAAGCGACAGGAACUGUUGGAUGCCGGCCAGAGCGACGAUACGUUCGAUGAGGAUGCGUACUACAACGAGACGAUGCGGAAGCACGAAAAGAGAGCGCACAGGGUCCUAAUCGGUAUGCGCUCCAAACUGUCCGACAUGGUGCUGCGCAUCACGUCCUGGGUGCUGUACAAACUGCUUCCGUGCUUCCUGUCCGGAGUGGCGGCCCAUCCCGGUCAGGUGGACAUGAUCAAGCGUGCGAUCGCCAAAAACCCGGACGCUCCGUUGAUCUUCCUGCCACUGCAUCGAUCCCAUCUGGACUACAUCAUGGUUAGCUUCAUCCUACUGAAUCACGACAUCCGUUCGCUGGUGGCUGGCGGCGACAACCUGCGGAUUCCCGUUUUCGGAAACAUUCUCCGAUACGAUGGGGCGUUCUUCAUCAAGCGAAAGAUCGAUCCCCUGACCGGGAAAAAGGAUCACGUCUACCGCUCCAUUUUGCACACGUACGUGCAAAAGGUGUUAACUGCGGGCCACAACGUGGAGUUCUUCAUCGAAGGCGGUCGAACCAGAACCGGAAAACCCUGUAUGCCAAAGAGUGGAAUCCUAUCGGUCAUAGUGGACGCGUUCAAUGACAAGAGCAUCUCGGACGCACUGCUCGUUCCCGUGUCGAUCAACUACGAGAAGCUGGUCGAUGGAAACUUUGUGCGCGAACAGCUCGGCCAGAAGAAGGUCCCGGAAAGCUUCUCCUCGGCGGCGGCCGCCAUCAUGAAGGUUCUGAAGGCACGCUACGGUCUCAUGCGGAUCGACUUCAACGAACCGUUCUCGCUAAGCGAACUUGUCAAGUCGCUGCGCAAAUCGGAAACGGGUGGCAGCUAUGCUCCCGAGAAUAGACGCCUGCAGCACAAACCAUCCUCGUCGUCCCUGUUUGGGACGGACGUUGUCCAGGAGGAGCAGGAACUCCGUACCUUGGUCGACAACAUUGCCCGACACGUAGUAUACGACUGUGCCAAAGCUACCUCGGUUAUGACCACCAACGCAUUGGCCUUCCUCCUGCUGAAUCGGUUCCGUGACGGCGCACCCCUGGCGAUCCUCACCGAAGCACUCGAAGAACUACGUAGCUACCUGAACACAACCUCACGCGACAUUGGCUUCACCGGUGCGUCUGAAGACAUCGUGAAAUACGCAGCCGAUUUGUUAGGUCCCGGUUUGGUCACAAAGGAGAAGCGAGCGGGUCAAAUGUUCUUCAAACCGGUCACCAUGAUUCCCAACGUGAUCGAACUGGCAUACUAUUCCAACAGUUUGGUACCCCACUUUGCCCUAGACUCGAUUGUGAUCACCGUUGCCAGUUUUCUGAAAAGGCAAGCGGAACAGAGGCUGCGCGAGCAGCAAUCCAUCGAAGAUGUCAGUAUUGGUCGGCAGGAGUUGUUCAGCACCUGUCUAGAGUUCUGUGAUCUGCUCAUGUACGAGUUCAUCCUAUCGAAACCUUGCCAAAGCUUGGAGACGUUGCUGCAGGACUGCUACCACAGGUUGUGCAUAAUGGAACUGCUUUUGCAACCGGAGGUUGAGUACACUGAGGAAACAGCAUCGCGCUCGCCGUCUGGCGGCCAACUUGAGCUGGAUGAACUGAACGAUGGCAGCUACAGCGAGGAUGAUUACUUCGACGAACAAAUCGAUCAGGAAGAGGAAGAACGGGUGUUCCUACCAGCCGAGAAGCACUGCGAUCGGAUAGUGCUCCAAUCGGUGCUGGCUCCGUCCAACACGUACGCAGCCGUUGCCAGCAGUCUGAAUCAGCUACUCGGCGGCAACUCGAUGGUCGAGGGCGAAUUCAUCAAGCAGUGCAUCAAGGAGAAUUACUUCCCGGGUUGUGAAUCGGGCCAGUGCAAGUAUG